CGCGCGGCGGCGCAAGAUGGCGGCGGACAGCGAACCCGAGUCGGAGGUGUUCGAGAUCACGGACUUCACCACCGCCUCCGAGUGGGAGAGAUUUAUUUCAAGAAUAGAAGAAGUACUGAAUGACUGGAAACUUAUUGGGAUUUCUUCAGGCAGACCUUUAGAAAAGGGUGUAUAUACCACAGGAGCAUGGGAAGAGAAAUCAGAUGAAAUUCUGUUUGCAGACUUCAAAUUUUCAGUUACCCAUCAUUAUCUUGUACAAGAACCCAGUGACAAGGAUGGGAAAGAAGAAUUGGUAGAAGAUGCCCUUCCUCUGCCUAUGCAGGACUUGCUGUGCAUGAAAAAUGAUUUUCCUCCUAGAGCUCAUUGUCUGGUAAGAUGGUAUGGCUUACGUGAAUUUGUUGUUAUUGCUCCAGCUGCAAAUAAUGAAGCAGUUCUUAGUGAAUCCAAAUGUAACCUUCUGCUGAGUUCUGUUUCCAUUGCAUUGGGGAACACUGGUUGUCAGGUACCGCUGUUUGUGCAAAUACAUCAUAAAUGGCGACGAAUGUAUGUUGGAGAAUGUCAAGGUCCAGGAGUUCGAACUGACUUUGAAAUGGUUCAUCUUCGCAAAGUGCCAAAUCAGUAUACUCAUUUAUCAGGUUUACUGGAUAUCUUCAAAUCCAAGAUUGGGUGUCCGUUAACACCGCUACCUCCUGUUAGCAUGGCUAUUCGGCUUACGUAUGUGCUUCAAGACUGGCUGCAGUAUUUCUGGCCCCAGCAGCCACCAGAUAUAGAUGCUCUAGUUGGAGGAGAAGUUGGAGGCCUUGAGUUUGGGAAGUUACCAUUUGGUGCCUGUGAGGAUCCGAUUAGUGAGCUCCAUUUAGCUACCACGUGGCCUCACUUAACAGAAGGUAUAAUUGUUGACAACGAUGCUUAUUCUGACCUUGAUCCUAUUCAAGCACCCCAGUGGUCUGUUAGAGUCAGAAAAGCAGAUAAUCCUCAGUGUCUAUUGGGUGACUUUCUUACUGAGUUCUUCAAGCUUUGUCGUCGGAAGGAGUCAACUGAUGAGAUACUUGGAAGGUCUGCGUUUGAAGAAGAGGGAAAAGAGGUUGCUGAUAUUACACAUGCUUUGUCGAAGCUUACGGAGCCAGCACCAGUCCCAAUCCAUAAAUUAUCUGUCACAAAUAUGGUUCACAGUGCAAAGAAAAAAAUUCGCAAACACAGAGGUGUUGAUGAAUCACCUUUAAAUAAUGAAGUUCUGAAUACUAUUCUUCUGUUUUUAUUUCCUGAUGCUGCUGACAAACUCGCAGACCUAUCUGAAAGCAGAACUAGCAUUUCAACAGGAAACAAUCCUCCUCCAGAGAAUGAAGAUUAUAAUCUCUUCAGUCAGUUUAAAUCUGCUCCUUCAGAUAGUCUGACGUACAAACUAGCUUUAUGUCUUUGUAUGAUAAACUUCUACCACGGAGGAGUAAAGGGAGUGGCACAUCUUUGGCAAGAAUUUGUGUUAGAAAUGCGCUAUAGAUGGGAGAACAACUACCUUAUUCCAGGAUUAGCUAAUGGCCCUCCGGAUCUGAGAUGCUGUUUAUUGCAUCAAAAACUUCAGAUGUUAAACUGUUGUAUUGAAAGAAAGAAAGCAAGGGAUGAAGGGAAAAGGGGGAACAGCUCUGAUCGUUCCCCUGGUGGUUUUUCUGGUGAUGCUGGAAGAGGAACAGACCACUCUGGGGAAAGUCUAAAAGAGACUGAUAAAGAAGUUGGCAAGUCUUGGGAAUCAUGGAGUGACAGUGAAGAAGAAUUUUUUGAAUGUCUGAGUGACACAGAAGAUCUGAAAGGAAAUGGGCAGGAAAAUGGGAAGAAAGGAGGAGGAAAAGAAGGCAACAAAGAGUCUGUAAACUUAAAACCAGAAGGUCGUCUACAUCCUCACGGAAAGCUGACAUUACUUCAUCCGGGAGAGCCUCUCUACAUUCCAAUAACACAGGAACCAGCACCCAUGACUGAAGAUUUGCUGGAAGAACAGUCUGAGGUACUGGCAAAACUAGGGACGUCAGCAGAAGGCGCUCAUCUUCGGGCACGCAUGCAGAGUGCCUGCUUGCUCUCAGAUAUGGAGUCUUUCAAGGCAGCUAAUCCUGGUUGUUGUCUGGAGGAUUUUGUGAGGUGGUACUCCCCUCGAGAUUACAUUGAGGAGGAAGUGGUUGAUGAAAAGGGGAAUGUAGUAAUUAAGGGUGAGCUAAGUGCCCGAAUGAAGAUUCCUAGCAACAUGUGGGUAGAGGCCUGGGAGACAGCAAAACCUGUGCCUGCCCGGCGGCAGAAGAGACUCUUUGAUGACACUAGAGAAGCAGAGAAGGUGCUUCAUUAUCUUGUAGUUCAGAAACCAGCUGACCUUGCAAGGCAUCUUUUGCCUUGCAUCAUCCAUGCAGCUGUACUCAAGGUAAAGGAAGAAGAAACACUGGAUGAUAUCUCUUCAGUUAAGAAGAUUAUUAAGCAGAUAAUAUCCCAUUCCAGUAAAGUUCUACGAUUCCCAAAUCCAGAGGACAAGAAAUUGGAAGAAAUCAUUGCUCAGAUUAUGAGUGUGGAAGCAAUCAUUGCCAGGGCCAGGUCUCUGAAAGCAAAAUUUGGUGUGGACAAAUGUGAAAAUGAGGAGCAGAGAGAAGAUUUACAAAGAUUUGUGAACUGUCUCCUGGAGCAGCCAGAAGUGUCAGUUGUUGGUGCAGGAAGAGGACCUGCUGGUAGCAUCAUUCACAAGCUGUUUGUGAACGCUCAGAAGGCUUCUACAGUGACUCCACUUGAUGAAGAAUCGAGGAGAUCAGGUUCAUCAGAUGAGCGAAGAUUCAAUACCGGAGCUACUUCAGAUUUUCCACCACCCACAGGGCGUGAGGUCAUUUUACGCACAACUGUUCCCCGCCCAGCCCCGUACUCCAAACCCUUGCCGCAGCGCAUGUACAGUGUGCUUACAAAAGAAGACUUUCGACUUGCAGGUGCCUUUUCAGCAGAUACAACCUUCUUCUGAUGUAGCUAGCUGUUAUCUUGUGUGUCUUCACAAGUAGGAAGCUAUUUGUUUUCCUUCAGGGAAGUUAAUUUAUAGACUGAUCCGGUUCGUGGUAAGGAGAAAACACUGUCAUUAGUGAUGGAGAAUAUUCCCAGGGAUAGCGUUGAAUUGGCAUCUGAAAAAGAUGCCAGCAACAACUUUAACCUGGAUGAUAAGAACAGCUUCACAUGUAGUUUUAAUCAGAUUUUGGGGGAAAUUUAGUAAUCCUCUCCCUUUGGACAGAGGGAGAAACUUUUUCUUUUUGCAUUAGCUUGUUAAAUAACAGACAUUAAUGAGCUUUAUGCAAAUACUUCAUGGUAAAAUUUAUGCAGAGAUGCUGCUUUAGUUCCUAUUCAGACUUCUUUAUAAAGAAGUGAGGUUAGUCUACUUAAAUUGAUGUGCACACAUUAAAUAAUUUAUUGCUAUCACAUGAAUAUUGAGCUUUUUUGGGUUAAUCAAGUUGCAACUGCUUCUUUUUAAAAUCUUCAUCUUGCUUAAAAGUAUACAGUAAAUUCCAGUUUAUGCUAGAUUUCUGAUAUUGCAGCAGUUGUGCAAAAAAAGCUCUUGUAGGUUGUGGACACUCCUCCCAGACGGUGAAAUAAAUAUAUUUUUGGCUGUAACUGAUGUGCAAAUAGCCUUAAGUAGAUCAUUAACAAUUUUAUAUCCUUCCCUGCAUGCAAGGGCCAAAGCUGUAUGUAAAUUGUGUGUACAGAAGUGUUUUACUUUAAGCAACUUAUUGAUAUUUAUAGAGACCUUUGGAAAUGUGUACUAUGUCUUUGAUCUCUUAAUAUGAUAAAACAAUUCUAUCACACGCUGUAAACUAACCCUACUGGAUAUCAUGCAACAAGUAUGACUUAUAUGUGCCAAUGUUGCUUUACAGUGAUCUUAGUACAAAAGCAAAAGAUCAGUUACACUGCAAAUUGAAGUAUAAAAAUACACAGUAAAAAUAAAUCUGAACUUAUGAUUGGC
Messenger RNA from Rhea pennata, 3967 nucleotides. RefSeq names its product RAB3 GTPase activating protein catalytic subunit 1 (gene RAB3GAP1). Bases 17 to 2980 code for a protein of 987 amino acids. The transcript has 24 exons. Lineage: Eukaryota; Metazoa; Chordata; Aves; Rheiformes; Rheidae. Gene Ontology annotation, molecular function: GTPase activator activity. The record is from RefSeq and is a predicted model, not a curated record. Gene Ontology annotation, biological process: positive regulation of GTPase activity.